Mugil cephalus (flathead mullet) is the source of this 1722-nucleotide messenger RNA. RefSeq names its product high mobility group 20B (gene hmg20b). The record is from RefSeq and is a predicted model, not a curated record. The coding region runs from base 151 to 1035 and encodes 294 amino acids. NCBI's taxonomy places the organism in Eukaryota, Metazoa, Chordata, Actinopteri, Mugiliformes, Mugilidae. The transcript has 9 exons. Gene Ontology annotation, cellular component: nucleus. Gene Ontology annotation, biological process: regulation of gene expression.
AGGAGUCUCCCCACCGACCAAUCAGGUGACAGAUACACUUCUCUUCCUGUUUGGCCGAGAGGUUCAUUAUCGGACCCCAUCCACUGGAAUAAGUGUAACGGACGGAGACCGCUUUGUACACUUUCUUAUUGAGUUGGACAGACGGGGAUCAUGGGGGGGAUCAAACAAGAGCAGAGUGAUGCUUCACAGCAGCCAAAGGCUUCACACACAGCGGAUCAACCACCAGAAGAGCCCAAGAAGAGAGGCUGGCCAAAGGGAAAGAAGAGAAAGAAGGUCCUACCAAAUGGUCCUAAGGCCCCGGUAACAGGAUACGUCCGCUUCCUGAAUGAGCGGCGAGAACACAUGCGGGCCCGUUACCCCGACUUACCAUUCCCAGAAAUUACCAAGAGACUCGGAGCUGAGUGGACACGAUUAGCCCCGAAUGACAAACAGCGCUAUCUGGAUGAGGCGGAGCGGGACAAGAUGCAGUACGCUCAGGAGCUCAAGGAAUAUCAGCAGACGGAGGCCUAUCAGAUCACCAGCGCCAAGAUACAAGACAAGAGGAUCAAAAAAGAAGACACUCCAUCAGUCAUCAUCAGUUCGGGUUCGGGGUCAUCAGUAUCAAAGGCGUCUGACCUCCCCAGCAGAUUUGACAUCCCCAUCUUCACAGAGGAGUUCCUUGAUCAGAACAAAGCACGGGAGGCUGAACUACGGCGGCUUCGGAAGGCCAACAUCGAGUUUGAGGAGCAGAAUGCGGUGCUGCAGCGGCACAUUAAGGACAUGUACAAUGCUAAAGAACGCCUGGAGGCUGAACUGGGGCAGGAUGAGAAGCGUACCCAGGCUCUCCACCAACACUUGCUGGCCAUUAAGCACACACUGGUCAACAGUCUGUCAUCAGUCCCUCUGCCAGGUACAGGUGAGACAGCAUCGCUCGGAAACCUGGACUCGUACCUGAGUCGCCUCAGUGGAGUGCUUGAGGGAAAUCCCCACAAACACCGCGCCCUGCUCAACCAGCUGUGUGAGGUUCUCUCUAGCCUGGACAGUGAGAAGCUAUGAGGAGAUUCCAGUCAGACAGACGCUCCUUCUUGGAUCACAGGGACGCAUGACUGCCUUGGUGGCUUUAGGUCAAGUCAGUGCCAUUCAACAGAGCACAUAGGUGUGGUACGGCUGGAAAAGCAAAUGGUACAAAUUCUUAACACACUGCUCGUGUGUACGUGCUUAUUUUUCAUGAAUAUGUGUAUUCUGUGGAACAUGUGUGCUCCUACAUGUGUCUGUUUUUUUUUUAUUUUGUGAAUGUCAGUUUCUAUGGCAGCAUCACAGGUUUUUACAGUUCAGGUAUUUCAUCAAAUAUAAUGUCAUUUUAUCUUCUGAACUGCCUUAAUUGAGUAAAUUUGGAUCAACUCUUACUUUGUUGUGUAGCUUUGUUCCAGCAGGUAUCUACAGGUCUACGACAUGUCCAGUACAGCAUGUCUAAUUAUCAAUGAUCCGUUUACAAUAAAUGCCAUUCGGCAGGUGGUGGGUGGAGGAGGUGUACGUAGUGUUAUUUAGAAUGCAUGAAUAAAAAAAACUGGAAGGGGUGAAAUGAAAUAUUGUAAAGUGCAUGUUAGGAUUUAUACUGAAAAUACCAGAUUGUGGAAUGGACACACCUUUUCUUUUCUUGUCAGAUAAUGAUAUAUUUGUGAAGUAUAUUUGUAUUUUCUUCCAAAUGUUCAUUAAAUCAUAAUGAAAGCACUGUUUCCAAGA